Cyphellophora attinorum is the source of this 1206-nucleotide messenger RNA. RefSeq lists its product as uncharacterized. The record is from RefSeq and is a predicted model, not a curated record. The transcript has 6 exons. Bases 1 to 1206 code for a protein of 401 amino acids. Lineage: Eukaryota; Fungi; Ascomycota; Eurotiomycetes; Chaetothyriales; Cyphellophoraceae.
AUGGACGUCAGUCCUGGGUCAGCUACGACCCAGAACCACACCGCCGCCAUGCUUCUCCCGCUCUUGUUCGGAUCGCUGCUUGGUGAAGUUGCAUUUGCACAGAACGCGAGCUUGCCUGAUUCGGCACAGGUGAUAGAUCAGAAGAGCCUUGCCGUACUCGAAACUGUGGACCCACCCUCAGUGCAGAACUUGUCGAGCGUCUUCCUCCCGCCGGGAAUCACAUCGCAAGACGCAAGCUCGAAGCCGUUCCAUGUCUACGACGAAGCAUUCCUUGAGCUCCUUGGCUCGAAUGUCUCACUAACAUUGAUCGCCUCCAGCGCGAAGGACCCUCUGUUCCAUGAGGCCGUUGUCUGGUACCCACCAACAGACGAGGUCUUCUUUGUCCAGAAUGCUGGCGCCAAGGAUGCUGGGACAGGCUUGAACAAGUCGAGCAUCAUCCAGAAGAUCUCGCUUGCCCAGGCGGAGGCUGUUGCUCAGGGCCUGAACAGCAGUGUUGACGUGAUCGUUGUGAACUCCACGCCGACUGUCAUCAAUCCCAAUGGCGCAACCAACUACCAAGGCCAGAUCGUGUACACAGGUGAAGGUCAAGGGGACGACAUCGCGCCUGCUCUCUUCCUGAUGAACCCUCUGGAACCGUACAACACGACUCAACUCGUAAACAACUAUUACGGCCGCCAACUCAACUCCCUCAACGACGUCGCCAUCAACCCGCUCUUCCCGAACGCCAUCUACUUCACCGACUCGCUCUACGGAGCCCUCCAGGACUUCCGCCCCUGGCCCACAACCACCAUUCCGCCCAUGGUCUACCGCUUCGAUCCCUCUACCGGUGCCAUCCGUGUCGUCGCCGCUGACCUGAACAAGCCGAACGGCUUGACCUUCUCCCCGGACGGCAGCGUCGCUUACGUGACAGACACAGGUGCGCUGGAAGGGUUCUACGGCGUCAAUGCGUCCCUACCGGCGACGAUCUACAGCUACAACGUGACUGCGGCUGGCAAUUUUGCCAACAGGCAGACCUUUGCUUACGUGAGCCCAUGGCGUGCAUGUAUUGAGCCUGACGGUGUGCUGUUGGGCAAGAUCUGGGUUGGGAGCACAGUCGCCAACUUCCGCUUCACGGGCAAGGGGCGAAUGGUGAUCGCGGCGGAGACGAAGUUGUACUAUGUCAAUGGUUGGGGCGUGGAGGGCGGUGAUCCGCAGGAUCAGUAUUGA